Messenger RNA from Nematostella vectensis (starlet sea anemone), 2074 nucleotides. Its product is annotated as adenylosuccinate synthetase isozyme 2. Gene Ontology annotation, biological process: 'de novo' AMP biosynthetic process; IMP metabolic process. Gene Ontology annotation, cellular component: cytoplasm. The coding region runs from base 103 to 1428 and encodes 441 amino acids. The transcript is spliced from 16 exons. NCBI's taxonomy places the organism in Eukaryota, Metazoa, Cnidaria, Anthozoa, Actiniaria, Edwardsiidae. The record is from RefSeq and is a predicted model, not a curated record. Gene Ontology annotation, molecular function: adenylosuccinate synthase activity; GTP binding.
CGCAUUCCCCUUCCCAAUCCCUCUCGUUCCUGCCGGUAUCGAACGAACUAUCGUUGCACGAGUUUCAUCCUUUGCCUUUAGCGAUCUGCUAGCAAAAUUAUAAUGUUUGCCGUAGCAAACGGCCCAACAAGCUCACCGAGGGCUGCCAUAGGACCUAAGACUAAGGUUACAGUGGUUUUAGGAGCACAAUGGGGCGAUGAAGGCAAAGGAAAGCUCGUGGAUAUUCUCGCAACAAACGCUGAUGUUGUGUGCCGGUGUCAGGGAGGAAAUAAUGCAGGACACACUGUGGUUGUUGGGGACAAGCAUUAUGCAUUACAUAUGUUACCCAGUGGGAUGAUAAAUCCACACUCAAUGAAUGUAAUUGGCAAUGGAGUUGUUAUACACAUUCCACAGUUUUUUGAAGAACUAGAAAAACUUGAAGCCAAAGGUAUCCCAGAGUGGAAGGAUAGACUAAUAAUUUCAGAGAGAGCACAUUUAGUUUUUGACCUGCACCAAGAGGCAGACAAAUUAAAAGAAUCAGGAAAAACAAGCUUGGGAACCACCAAAAAGGGCAUCGGACCAGCAUAUGCAUCAAAGGCUCAAAGACUCAAUCUUCGUGUCUGUGAUCUGCUUGGUGACUUUAGUGUGUUUGCAGAAAAAUUCACCUCUUUAGCACAUCAUUUUCAACGACUGUAUCCAGAUUUAGUAGUUGACAUUGAAGAUGAGUUGAAAAAAUACAAGGUGUUUGCUGAGAAAGUGCGUCCACUUGCUCGAGAUACUGUGUCAUUCAUGAACAAAAUACUACAGACACCUGACAAUAGGGUAGUAGUUGAGGGUGCUAAUGCGUUGAUGCUGGACAUUGAUUUUGGCACCUACCCUUUUGUAACAUCGUCAAACUGCAGUGUAGGGGCGGUCUGCACAGGACUGGGGAUUCCUCCUCAAGCCAUUGGCAAUGUUUAUGGAGUCACCAAGGCAUAUACUACAAGAGUGGGAAUGGGUGCGUUCCCAACAGAACUGUUUGAUGAAUUAGGCAACCAGAUGCAAGAGAUUGGUCGAGAAUUUGGUGUGACAACAGGAAGGAGAAGACGAUGUGGAUGGCUUGACCUUGUCAUGAUCAAAUAUUCACACAUGAUCAAUGGCUUUACUGCGCUUGCCAUUGCCAAACUAGAUGUUCUCGACACAUUUGAAGAGGUCAAACUAGGUGUGGCAUAUAGAUAUAAAGGAGAACUUCUCUCAUCCUACCCAGCCAGUCUAGAGGUGUUGAGUAAAGUGGAAGUUGAGUACCUAACCCUGCCUGGCUGGAAGACGAGUAUCACGAAUUGCAGAUCAUUUGAUGACCUUCCUCAGAAUGCGCAAGUGUUUGUUAAAAAAGUUGAAGAAAUCGUCCAGAUACCAGUUAACUGGGUUGGUGUUGGACAGGCUCGUGAUCAGAUGAUUAAUGUCUACUAGAUGAUACCAACCAGACAGGAAAUGAAAUGCUACGUAGGCAUGAUGCAGGAAGGAGUUUUUUUUUUAUUAAUUUCUGAUGCUUUAUCACAAUAGUUUGGACAUUUUGUAAAGUAUUUAUCUGCCUGAAAGGACCAAGUGUUCAGCAAUUAUAUUCCAUGGUGAAGAAGGAUUAGUCAUUGCACUAUUACCCUGGACUUAAAAAAAGUAUUUAAUUUUAAUUUUUACAUUUUGUUGCUAUGCCUUUUAAAGGUUAUACAUAAGCUGAUGAUGGCUAUGCCUAAACUUUUCAAUGCUUGGCUUAGGCUGUAUCAUUAUCAUUAAAUUUUUAUUUAACAUUCCAUUUACGAAAGAACAGAGGGUAGUAUAGAUCAGAUUGCAUCAUUGUUGUAGUAAACGACUAAAGGGCUCAAUUUUAGCAUUUUCACUAAUUUCACUUUUUCCAGCCCAGAAUAAAUAACAAAUUAUAUGGAGCUGGUCUCUUUAGCCAAUGGUCUACCUUAUCUGGGAAAGUGCUAAAAUCAAGUCACAUAAGCAAUAUGGCAAAGAAAGUGUUGUAAUAUUUUAAAUUAAGCCAUUGUUCUUUUAUCUGUUGUAAAAUGCUUAGCUGGAGUGGCGAGGUGUGUAAUAAACAUGGUUCUUAUAAAAA